This is a messenger RNA of Carassius auratus (goldfish), 1489 nucleotides long. RefSeq names its product creatine kinase B-type. The transcript is spliced from 8 exons. Gene Ontology annotation, molecular function: creatine kinase activity. The record is from RefSeq and is a predicted model, not a curated record. Gene Ontology annotation, biological process: phosphocreatine biosynthetic process. Bases 161 to 1306 code for a protein of 381 amino acids. NCBI's taxonomy places the organism in Eukaryota, Metazoa, Chordata, Actinopteri, Cypriniformes, Cyprinidae.
CAAUGGGAUGAAUGGACUGCAAAUAGCAGCCGAUGGGAGGUGCUUUCCUGUACUAUAAAACAUCACGAUCUAGUGCUGGAGAGCCAUCAGACGCCACACAGAGAUCUUUGUCUCAGCUCAGUCUAACUCUAGCAGCCCAUAACCCACGGGAACAGCAACCAUGCCUUUCGGGAACAGUCACAACCAGCUGAAGACGAAGUACUCCUCUGAGCAGGAAUAUCCCGACCUCAGCAAGCACAACAACUAUAUGGCCAAGGUUCUCACACCGGCGCUAUAUGAGAAGCUGCGCUCCAAACAGACCCCCAGUGGGUUUACACUGGAUGAUGUAAUCCAGACCGGGGUAGAUAACCCAGGCCACCCCUUCAUUAAGACUGUGGGUUGUGUGGCUGGGGAUGAGGAGACCUAUGAGGUGUUCAAGGAUCUGCUGGACCCUGUUAUUCAGGACAGACAUGGAGGAUACAAACCCACAGACAAACACAAGACCGACCUCAACCCCAGUAACCUCAAGGGCGGUGAUGAUCUGGAUGCCAAUUACGUGCUGAGCUCUCGCGUCAGAACAGGCAGGAGCAUCCGUGGAUUCUGCCUGCCGCCCCACUGCAGUCGUGGAGAGAGAAGAGCUGUUGAGAACCUCUCUGUGGAUGCUCUAGGUGCUCUGACUGGGGAUCUCAAAGGAAAAUACUACGCCCUGAAAAACAUGUCAGAGGCUGAACAGCAGCAGCUCAUCGAUGACCAUUUCCUGUUUGACAAGCCUGUGUCUCCCCUGCUGCUGGCCUCAGGGAUGGCUCGGGAUUGGCCUGACGCCAGGGGCAUCUGGCACAAUGAUAACAAGACAUUCCUUGUGUGGGUGAAUGAGGAGGACCACCUGCGUGUCAUCUCCAUGCAGAAAGGUGGCAACAUGAAGGAGGUCUUCACUCGUUUCUGCACAGGUCUCUCUAAGAUCGAGGAGUUGUUCAAAAACAAGGGACACGCGUUCAUGUGGAACGAGCAUCUUGGCUACGUCCUCACCUGCCCAUCUAACCUGGGCACGGGCCUGCGCGCAGGAGUGCACGUCAAACUCCCUAAUCUCAGCAAAUACCGCCAGUUUGAGGAGAUCCUCAAGAGACUGAGACUGCAGAAACGUGGAACAGGUGGUGUAGACACUGCGGCUGUGGGUGGUGUUUUUGACAUCUCCAACGCUGACCGCCUGGGCUUCUCUGAGGUGGAGCUGAUGCAGAUGGUGGUGGAUGGAGUCAAACUCCUGAUAGAGAUGGAGAAACGGCUAGAGAAAGGCCAGGCCAUUGAGGACCUCAUGCCUGCCCAAAAGUAGACUCUCUUCAACACCUCACUUCCCUCUCCUGUUCCCCUCACCUUUGUUUACUGACUGUUUUUGACUUGUUCUUAGAAGACAUGAUUUAUUUAAGGGUCCAUUGUCUCUGUUUUUGUUACACUUACAGAUGUCACAGGGCAACAUAUGGAUGAGAAUGUCUGAGAAUAAAAUUUGGUCCAUGUU